Molecule: messenger RNA, 2441 nt
Organism: Cottoperca gobio
Lineage: Eukaryota; Metazoa; Chordata; Actinopteri; Perciformes; Bovichtidae
Gene: ppic
Product: peptidylprolyl isomerase C
Exons: 6
Coding region: 142-768 (208 amino acids)
Biological process (GO): protein folding; protein peptidyl-prolyl isomerization
Cellular component (GO): intracellular membrane-bounded organelle; cytoplasm
Molecular function (GO): cyclosporin A binding; peptidyl-prolyl cis-trans isomerase activity
Source: RefSeq, a predicted model, not a curated record
UGCUCUGAUGAUGUAGCCGAGUUUGGAGCGCUGUUUCCCGGCCAACCUCCCAGCUGUGACUCGCUGUGAUUUCCCCUUCUUCUUGUUCUUCUCCCCCUCUCCGUGUCUCCCAGGAGCAGGGCCCUGUCAACGCGUUUAAAGAUGGAGCUCCGGACGAUGCUACCCGCUCUGCUCUUUCUCUCUGCCGCCUGUCUGCAGUCGGUGUCCGGCGCAGCUUCACGGACAGGACCGAAAGUCACCGAGAAGGUGUUUUUUGACAUCACAGUGGCGGGUCACGAGGUGGGGAGGAUCGUCAUUGGCCUUUUUGGGGAGGUCGUCCCACUCACGGUCAAUAACUUUGUCGCCUUAGCAACCGGAGAGAAAGGUUACGGCUACAAAGGGACAAAGUUCCACAGAGUCAUCAAGGACUUCAUGAUCCAGGGAGGAGACUUCACAGCUGGAGAUGGAACUGGAGGUCACAGCAUCUACGGAACAACCUUUGCUGAUGAAAACUUUAAACUGAAGCAUUUGGGAACAGGCUGGGUGAGUAUGGCGAACGCCGGUCAGGACACCAAUGGGUCUCAGUUCUUCGUCCUGGCUGCCAAAGCCCCGUGGCUGGACGGGAAACAUGUUGUUUUUGGCAAAAUCCUCGACGGGAUGUCAGUGGUUCACACCAUCGAGCUCCAGGACACCAACGACAGGAACCUGCCGUACACCGAGUGUGUGAUCGUCAACAGCGGCAGGAUCCCCGUCAAAGAGCCCUUUGUGGUGGAGGUGGAGGGCUGGUAGACAACAGCAACAAUUAUUAUGAACUGGUGAUCAAUCAGAAGUCCAAAUUCACAUAUUGACAAUUUGCAUGUUAACGUGCUAACACUAACAAGCUAUGCAUCAGAAAUUAUGAUUUGAAACAUUUGAUCAAAGAACCUAAAAAAACCCGAAUAAUCUGAAUAAGCAUUUAAUGCCAAUUUCUCAAUAUUUGGCACUCAGUGCUUUGGAGGCAUUUUGGUUGGUACCCUAAACAUAAUGAGGUUCAACCCUCAUUAUUGAACCUCAUGAGCCAUCUAACAUAAAUAACAGUAACAUGCUAACAGUGACAUGUUGAACAGGCUUAAUGUUACAUGCUAAAUGUUAGCCUGUUGAAAUAUAAUUGUACGAAGCUAACAAUAGGCUUGCUAAUGCUUACAGAGAUAAUAUAAGUUAUAGAUAUUUCCCCUUCGUUAUAACGUAUCACACAGUGAUGUCAAACAUCAUGUCUGUGAAGGGAGGGACGAUUUAUAUCAACUUUCUGACAGGAACAGGAAACACGAGUCAAAGAAAUUUUAAUCUGUGGUAAAUUAAAAACAUCCCACUUAUAAAAAACCUGAGUUUGAAGAUCAUAUAGAGAUGAAUAGACACAAAGUUAAAUUCAUCUAAUGAAUAUACAAACAUUUGCAUGUCACACUAUUCUCUACUGUCAGCUAAAAACCUUAUAUCUCCAAAAUGGCAAAUUGUUCAGGAUUGUUGCAAAAAUGUCAGGUUUUAAACUAGAUUUAUUUUUUAACCAAACGGUUUUAAAAGGAUUCAUAAACCUUAAGGCUUGCUUUUAGGGUGAUGUCAUUUAAAAAACAUAUCACUGAUUGAAAAAGUACAAAAAACAUUUUGCUCCUGCAUUUAUUUUAUGUUCUCCAAUGUGGAUUUUUUCGAUCCGUUCACAAGUCUUCAUUUAUGAUGUACUCCGUGUUAAAGCACCGCUGCUAUAUAAGCAUGUAAUAUAAAUACCAAAAGAAGAGAUAUGAGGUUUUCAGCUGAUAGUGACCCCCUGUAUGCGGAGAGGAGUGGCUCAUCAGAUUCACUGUGGUUCAAGUUUUAUACGUUAGCAUACUUGCAUAUUUUGUGGAUGGUGUUUCUAUGCAUCUAAUACAAAUAUAUUCAUUUCAAUUACUGUGAACAAACAUAUGCAAAAACACAAUUCUAUAGCAAGCUCUUUUUUAAUUUCCAUCAGUGAAAAUGAAGAUUUCCUUUUUCAUGUUUUGAUUUAAUGGAGAUCUUCUCUUCCUGACACAUUAUGCACCAUAUCAUGUUUGCAAAAACUACAGCACAAAUUGCACAGGAAGGAAAAUGUUAUGAAAGUGUAGGUGGUUAUUAAUACUGUACUUAUACUGUAGCUGUUCUCUCAAUGAUGAUUGUAAAUGCUGUUCUUUGUGUGUUAUUGCUGUCACCAGGUCAGUGAACUUAUUCUGACUUUUAAUGUUAUAUCUUUUGUUAUUUUUCUUAUUAUUGUGAUUGUUGUGUCACUGUAGCAAAAUAAUCUAGAAAAGUUAUGACUGAUAUUCCUCACAUCACUGAAGUUAAUGUAGCAUUUUAAAACCUCUUUAACAAACAUAUCAGGAGUUCUGUUUUCAUUAUUUAUAGUAACAACAGAAGAAGAGUGCCAACAGGUGUGUUUUCUACAAUAAACAAUAUGCUGUUGCAAAACAAUCUGA